GAUGUACCUGCAGAUAUGGUUGCAGAAGAAUCAGGUCCUGGUGCACAAAAUAGUCCAUACCAACUUCGUAGAAAAACUCUUUUGCCGAAAAGAACAGCGUGUCCUACAAAGAGCAGUAUGGAGGGUGCCUCAACUUCUACUACAGAAAACUUCGGUCAUCGUGCAAAACGUGCAAGAGUAUCUGGAAAAUCACAAGAUCUAUCAGCAGCACCUGCAGAACAGUAUCUUCAGGAGAAAUUGCCAGAUGAAGUGGUUCUAAAAAUCUUCUCUUACUUACUGGAACAAGACCUUUGUAGAGCAGCUUGUGUGUGUAAACGCUUCAGUGAACUUGCUAAUGAUCCAAUUUUGUGGAAACGAUUAUACAUGGAAGUAUUUGAAUAUACCCGUCCUAUGAUGCAUCCAGAACCUGGUAAAUUCUAUCAGAUUAAUCCAGAAGAAUAUGAGCAUCCAAAUCCUUGGAAAGAGAGUUUCCAGCAGUUGUAUAAAGGUGCACAUGUAAAGCCAGGAUUUGCUGAGCAUUUCUACAGUAACCCUGCAAGAUACAAAGGAAGAGAAAAUAUGUUGUAUUAUGAUACCAUUGAAGAUGCCCUUGGUGGGGUUCAAGAAGCUCAUUUUGAUGGACUUAUCUUUGUUCAUUCUGGAAUAUAUACUGAUGAAUGGAUAUAUAUUGAAUCCCCAAUCACCAUGAUUGGUGCAGCACCUGGAAAAGUAGCAGAUAAAGUUAUAAUUGAAAACACUAGAGAUUCUACCUUUGUUUUUAUGGAAGGUUCUGAAGAUGCUUAUGUUGGAUAUAUGACAAUAAGGUUUAACCCUGAUGACAAAUCUGCUCAACACCACAAUGCACACCACUGCUUAGAGAUUACAGUUAACUGUAGCCCUAUUAUCGAUCACUGUAUCAUUCGAAGUACAUGUACAGUUGGCUCUGCAGUAUGUGUUAGUGGUCAAGGAGCAUGUCCCACCAUCAAGCACUGUAAUAUCAGUGAUUGUGAAAAUGUGGGACUUUAUAUAACAGACCAUGCACAGGGAAUUUAUGAGGAUAAUGAAAUUUCAAAUAAUGCUUUAGCUGGGAUUUGGGUAAAAAAUCAUGGCAACCCAAUUAUUAGACGGAAUCAUAUUCACCAUGGGCGUGACGUUGGUGUAUUCACAUUUGAUCAUGGCAUGGGUUACUUUGAAAGUUGCAAUAUACACAGAAACAGGAUAGCAGGCUUUGAAGUAAAAGCCUAUGCUAACCCCACUGUGGUUCGAUGUGAAAUUCACCAUGGUCAGACUGGAGGAAUAUAUGUCCAUGAAAAAGGAAGAGGACAGUUCAUAGAGAAUAAAAUCUACGCAAACAACUUUGCAGGUGUAUGGAUUACCUCAAAUAGUGAUCCAACAAUAAGGGGUAAUUCUAUAUUUAAUGGAAAUCAAGGCGGUGUGUACAUCUUUGGUGAUGGGCGAGGCCUUAUUGAAGGAAAUGACAUUUAUGGCAAUGCAUUAGCAGGAAUUCAAAUUAGGACAAACAGUUGUCCAAUUGUUCGACAUAACAAAAUUCAUGAUGGCCAGCAUGGUGGGAUUUAUGUGCAUGAAAAAGGACAAGGAGUAAUAGAAGAGAAUGAAGUCUACAGUAAUACUUUGGCAGGAGUCUGGGUGACAACCGGCAGCACUCCAGUUCUGAGAAGAAACAGGAUACACAGUGGCAAGCAGGUUGGUGUUUAUUUUUAUGACAAUGGACAUGGCGUGCUAGAGGACAAUGAUAUAUAUAAUCAUAUGUAUUCAGGGGUUCAGAUAAGGACUGGAAGCAAUCCCAAAAUUAGACGCAACAAAAUCUGGGGAGGACAGAAUGGUGGAAUUCUAGUUUAUAACUCUGGUUUAGGCUGUAUUGAAGACAAUGAAAUAUUUGACAAUGCAAUGGCUGGAGUCUGGAUUAAAACAGAUAGUAAUCCUACACUAAGAAGAAAUAAAAUUCAUGAUGGAAGAGAUGGUGGCAUCUGUAUAUUUAAUGGGGGCCGAGGUCUCCUUGAAGAAAAUGAUAUUUUCAGGAAUGCUCAAGCAGGUGUACUCAUCAGCACUAAUAGUCAUCCAGUCUUAAGGAAAAACAGAAUAUUUGAUGGAUUUGCUGCAGGUAUUGAAAUUACAAAUCAUGCAACUGCAACACUAGAAGGCAAUCAGAUUUUUAACAACCGGUUUGGAGGCUUAUUUUUAGCAUCUGGUGUUAAUGUGACAAUGAAAGAUAACAAAAUAAUGAACAAUCAAGACGCCAUAGAAAAGGCUGUUAGUAGAGGCCAAUGUUUAUAUAAAAUAUCAAGUUACACCAGCUAUCCCAUGCAUGAUUUUUACAGAUGUCACACCUGUAACACCACAGAUCGAAAUGCCAUAUGUGUGAACUGCAUUAAGAAGUGCCAUCAGGGACAUGAUGUAGAAUUUAUUAGACAUGAUAGGUUUUUCUGUGACUGUGGUGCUGGAACACUGUCUAAUCCUUGUACAUUAGCUGGUGAGCCUACACAUGAUACAGAUACACUAUAUGACUCUGCUCCACCUAUAGAAUCUAAUACAUUGCAGCACAACUGAAUUCCUUCCCUAAAGAAAAAGUCCUGCCAUUCUAACAUCAUAACUUAAAACUUUUUAUUUGGAAGAAGAUUUAAAAUAUUUGCCCAUGCUACAGGAAGAGACUGUAUUUAAAAUGGAUACACAAGGUCAGUUGACACUAUGAAGCUCAAGCUACCAAAAAGAAAGUGGCAAUAUAUUGACUCAGGAUCUCAAAGCUGGGUGUUUUAGCAUUACUGUGUAAAGACUUUUGAAGGGACAGAGUGAAGAAAGUAAGCUGCAAUUUUGUACAGAUACCAACUUCUGAAAAGCUGGUGUUUUUACAACUAGCAUUGAAUGCAGUCCAAUUUGCAGUAGUAAUCGUCAAUAGACAAGCAGCUUUGUUGCUGCCUUUAUGGACAUGGGUACCAAUUGCUUUUGUAAUAUGGUAAAAUGUGAGCUAGCACUUCUGCGUUUCUUUUGAUUUUUUUAAACAUGUAUUCAGAUUGAAAAAUAUGAUUUUAAUGCUUUAAUCUCAUGUAGUUUGUUUUUAAUUUCAAGCAAAAUCUUAUUGUACUUGAAUGUGCCCUGUUUUGUUAGCACACCUAGACUUGCUGUAACUGUACUCAUGUCCCAGUAUGUACGUUCUUUCUAUGAAAGAGAAAACACUAAUCUUAAAUUAUAUCCAGCAAUGUUUCUGGUAUCCUUUAAGAAAAGUUAAUACUAUUAUUUCCUUCCCUUCCCUGUGCAACAUUCAAAAACCACCCACCCCUAGAAAAAGUGAGUGUUUUAUUGAGACUUCCUAGGAAGGGAUGCACUGUAAAACAAAAGUAUUCUUGUAACUCAGUUUUGUGAAAGAUAAAAACUACUAUGUUUUAAAGUACACUUUAGAAAGUCUCUUCAAAACAGUCCUGUAUUUGAACUCUGUUCAUAGUUUUUUUUUUGAACAGUUUAGACAAACUGCUGGAAAUUAAAACAAUUUCCUGCAUUAACAAGUAUAUAUAUAUAUACAGCCCUAUACAGUUUCAUAGUCCCCCCCCCCAUUUAUGUGUAUUGGUGACAGUGGGUAUAAACAGCCUGAAAGUGUAUGCAUGUACCAUAACAUCUAGACUUAAUAUAUUGUGGAGUAUUCAAUAACCAUUAUGUAGAAGGUAGAUAAGAAUUAAAAGGGUUUAAUUUCCUAGAAAGAAAAUGGAAAAAUGGUCAUUUUUAAAAAAUAAAGUUUAUUAGAUCAUAA
Messenger RNA from Chrysochloris asiatica (Cape golden mole), 3739 nucleotides. It is a transcript of the gene FBXO11, whose product is annotated as F-box protein 11. Bases 16 to 2547 code for a protein of 843 amino acids. Gene Ontology annotation, molecular function: protein binding; zinc ion binding. Gene Ontology annotation, biological process: protein ubiquitination; regulation of apoptotic process; ubiquitin-dependent protein catabolic process. The record is from RefSeq and is a predicted model, not a curated record. Lineage: Eukaryota; Metazoa; Chordata; Mammalia; Afrosoricida; Chrysochloridae. The transcript has 22 exons.